Gossypium raimondii (Peruvian cotton) is the source of this 2847-nucleotide messenger RNA. Its product is annotated as pentatricopeptide repeat-containing protein At1g71490. Bases 324 to 2525 code for a protein of 733 amino acids. Lineage: Eukaryota; Viridiplantae; Streptophyta; Magnoliopsida; Malvales; Malvaceae. Gene Ontology annotation, biological process: RNA modification. Gene Ontology annotation, molecular function: protein binding; RNA binding. The transcript is spliced from 2 exons. The record is from RefSeq and is a predicted model, not a curated record.
CUGAAGCCCAUAGCUCACUUCAUUUCUCCCUGCACUUCCCUUUUCUUUCAUCAAAGCCACCACGUUUGAACAUUUUCAGACAUCCAUUUCCCUACUAGUAUCUUCUUUCCCUCUCACGCUGUGUCUUUAUCCGGCGUCCGCCGCUUCAGGUGAAAUGAAGGGACUUUAUUAGAAUGCACAUGGUCUCGAUUUAAAUUCUUCGGUCCCCAGGGUCGUCCUUUCUUGUCUAGUUUUACCGAGCUACGUUUGGCGGAUGUUGGUAAAGUCAUGCAGCCAGCUCUCGUUUUUCCUUGUAAGACGCAUAGUACAUACUCAUGUAGUGUAUGCCAUCUGCAUCAUCUCGUGUAGUGUUACAAGGCCUAUCUAUAUCCCGAAUCCAGAAGUUCAUUCCUAAAAAGUGGAAACAAAGUGUCAAACCUGUAGAUAUCCAAUCCAAUCAACUGUCGGAAUCAUCUGAUUACCGAGGGAAUGAGUUGAAAACAAUCUUUACUGAUGAUACAUCUAUGUUAGAAAACCUUGUUAUAUCUCUCAAGGAAUUUGUAACCCGAGGACAUAUACUGAAAGCAUUUAAAUCAUAUUCUUUAAUUCAGCUCCAUGUCUCUUCCACUGCUUAUGAUGUUAUCUUACACCCCGUCUCUUCUCUUCUCGUAUCGUGCACAAACCUUAAAUUGCUUCUGCCGGGUAAACAGCUUCAUGCCCAAAUCAUCUCACUGGGUUUGGAACAACACCCUCUUCUGGUUCCUAAGCUCGUCACGUUCUACACUAAAUUUAAUCUUUUGGAUGAUGCUCGAGUUGUUACAGAGAAUUGUAAAAUUUUGCACCCAUUACCCUGGACUUUGCUUAUAUCUUCCUUUGUUAAGAAUGAGCAUUUUAAGGAGGCACUAUCUGCCUAUACAAAAAUGUUGAAUAGGGGGAUUAUACCAGAUAAUUUCACCUAUCCAUCUGUUUUGAAGGCUUGUGGUGAGGAAUUGGAUGUCGAUUUUGGGAGGAUGGUUCAUAGCUCGAUUACUGCUAGUUGUCAUGACUGGAACCUGUAUGUGCAUAAUGCUUUGAUUUCCAUGUACGGGAAAUUUGGUAAAGUGGAUGUUGCUCGUGAUUUAUUUAACAAGAUGCUGGAGAGGGAUGAUGUCUCUUGGAAUACAAUGAUUGGCUGUUAUGCCUCCAAGGGCAUGUGGCAAGAAGCGUUUGAGCUCUUUGAUUGCAUGCAUGCUGAAGGAAUCGAGCCAAAUUUUAUAACUUGGAACACUAUAGCUGGAGGGUGCUUGCGAACACGGAAUUUCAAGCGUUCACUGGAGUUGCUUUCUCAGAUGAAAAGUAAUGGGUUCCACUUGGAUCAAGUGUCAAUGAUCAUUGGGUUGGGGGCAUGUUCUCAUAUUGGAGCCUUGAAAUUGGGGAAAGAGAUUCAUGGUUCUGCAAUUCGGAGCUGUUGUAAUGAGUUUGAGAAUGUUAGAAACGCAAUGAUUACUAUGUAUUCUAGGUGCAAAGAUCUAGAGCACGCCUAUAUUUUGUUUCAGUCAAUCAAAGAAAGGAGCAUAAUUACUUGGAACUCAAUGCUUUCUGGUUACACCUACAUGGAUAAGUCCGAAGAAGCAUCUUUCCUAUUUCAGGAGAUGUUGCUUUCUGGGGUUGAACCUAAUUAUGUUACAAUUGCCAGCAUCCUGCCUCUUUGUGCUAGAGUGGCAAAUCUGCAACAUGGCAAAGAAUUCCACUGCUACAUUACACGGCGCAAAGUUUUUGAGGAUUGUUUGUUACUGUGGAAUGCUCUUGUCUCUAUGUAUGCAAGGUCAGGAAAACUCGUUGCAGCUAAGCAUGUAUUUGAUUUAAUGCAAAAGAGGGAUGAAGUUACGUAUACUUCUUUGAUUGCUGGAUAUGGGAUGCAGGGAGAGGGACAUAUUGCUAUAAAGCUAUUUGAAGAGAUGAUUAGCCUCCAGAUCAAGCCGGAUCAUUUAACAAUGGUGGCUGUUCUAUCGGCUUGCAGCCAUAGCGGACUAGUAAUUGAAGGCCAAUUUUGGUUUGAAAAGAUGCAAAGUUUCUACGGUUUAGUUCCCCGUUUGGAGCACUUCUCUUGCAUGGUCGACCUUUACGGGAGGGCAGGAUUGUUGAAUAAAGCGAAGGAAAUCUUCACAAGGAUGCCAUAUAAAGCAACCGCUGCCAUGUGGGGCACUCUCUUGGGAGCUUGCAGGAUCCAUGGAAAUACGGAUAUAGGCGAAUGGGCAGCUGAGAAUCUUUUGGAACUUAGACCCGACCAUUCAGGUUACUAUGUGUUGAUUGCUAACAUGUACGCUGCCGCUGGUUGUUGGAACAAACUAGCAAAAGUCAGGACUCUGAUGAGGGAUUCGGGCGUAACCAAGUCUCCCGGUUGUGCUUGGGUGGAUGUGGGAUCUGUUUUUUCUCCAUUCGUUGUGGGGGACACAUCGAAUCCUUACGCACCGGAGAUUUACCAGGCAUUGGAUGGACUGACUGAACUGAUGAAGGAUGCCAGUUAUGUUUCAGAUGGUGAAGUACUUCUCGAAGGAACCGGAUGAAACCCAGAGAAUGAAAAUCCGUUUUGGUUCACUGAUAGUGUUUUGAUAGGGUCCCGAAGUGAAACAUUUUUUUCCUAUAGGAGAUUUCAUUAAAGUUGGUCCUUCAAACUUGGUUAACUAGUCGCAUGAUGGAACAAUUUUAAGCUAAUUUCCAUAUGUUACCAUUCUUGGUUAUUAUAGCUCAAAUGUGGUGCACAUUUAAGGUGAUUCUUCUGAGCCUUAAACAUGAUUUUGGCAAUCAAAGGUAGGUUUAUGUAAGGUUUUGCCAUUCUUGAAUAGUUAUUAACAGAGUUGAAGUGAAUGACCUUUGUUUUUCCUUAAA